Molecule: messenger RNA, 1341 nt
Organism: Brassica napus (rape)
Lineage: Eukaryota; Viridiplantae; Streptophyta; Magnoliopsida; Brassicales; Brassicaceae
Exons: 4
Coding region: 1-897 (298 amino acids)
Source: RefSeq, a predicted model, not a curated record
AUGAAGAUCUUGAAAACAAAAUAUCUAAACGCGGCUGAACUUCUUCGUUUUAGUUCUGGAUUUGGAUGGGAUUCAACCACAAAAAGGUUUACAGCUUCAAAAGAAGUUUGGGCUGAAUAUCUAAAGGCACAUCCAAAGUUCAAAAAGUUUCGUGAUGAAACAUUUGAAGAAUUUGAUGAUCUCAAAAUUAUAUUUGACAAGAAUAUAGCAACGGGUACGAAUGCUAUUGGUUUAGGUGAGACUACUGAUGCACAAACAGUUAGAGUUGCAGAAACAGAAAAGGAGCAAGCAAAUUGUGCUCCUUUCCGCAACAGAAAAGGUGAUAUAUCUCAAAAUGUAUUGGCUGCAUGUAAUUUUGAUCUUGAAUUCAUAUACGUACUUAGUGGAUGGGAAGGUUCAGCUCAUGAUUCAAAGAUAUUAAAUGAUGUUUUAAGAAAAUUUUAUCUAGUUGACUGCGGUUUUGCAAAUCGUCGGAACUUCUUAGCUCCAUAUCGAGGUGUUCGAUACCAUCUACAAGAGUUUUCUGGUCAGGAUUCUACUCCUCAGAAUGAUAAAGAGUUGUUUAAUCAUCGUCAUGCUUCCUUGAGGAAUGUUAUCGAGAGAAUUUUUGGUAUAUUCAAAUCUCGGUUUCUAAUUUUUAAAUCUGCACCCCCUUUUCCUUACAAGACACAAACAGAGAUCGUACUUGCGUGUGUUGGGUUACAUAAUUUUCUUCGGAAGUUCUGUAGAACAUAUAAUUUUCCUGAAGAAAAAGACUCUGAGGAUGUAGAAGAUGUUGAAGAAGUUAAUAACAAUGAUGAAGAAAUUCUUGUAACUCAAGAUCAGCAAAGAGAACAUGCCAAUCAAGUGAGAGCCACAAUAGCAACAGAUAUGUGGAGAGAUUUUAUAAACGUAUGAUAUAUGAAUGUGUUUUACUUUUUAUAUAAUUUGUUUUAUUAUAAAGCUGAAUUUAUUGCAAAGCCAUUUGAUUGAUUUUAAUAAUCCAUUUAUUUUGAUUCUGAAUUCCGUAUGUUUGAUUUUAAAAUCUAUAUGUCUGAUUUAAGAAUCAACGGAUUUCUUAAAUCCUAGAAAAAUUCUCAAAUCCAUUACACCAACCGCAACGGUGAGUCUGGUAUGGCUCGAUUUCCUAUGUGAUUUUUUAUUUUUUUUAUUAGUUUUUUUCUUUUUUCUUCUAAUUAAAAAAAAAAAUUAAAAAAAAUAAACUAAUUGUGGGCCGCCAUGUAUCGUGGGGCCCGCGACACAGUAACAAUACUCCACUUGGAUCAAUCCUUAGGUUCGGACUUUUCGAUCUCGAUCCGGCACAGAAACCAACAAAAUCAAUAUUUUAAUUUUUUUUUUUUA